AUUUAAAUGGCGACGCGUAUGAAUACUAGUAAUUUCGACUGUUGGUCACUUUGCUCAGUCGCUUCUCUGGCGGGGAUUUAAAAUCAAUCAAUAUUUGACACGCCGGUAUUUGUUGCGCAAAACGUUUUUGAUAAAAAAAAUUCACAAAUACGGAAAAACAAGUGAUUUAAGAUGUUGCGGUUUUUAAGGAGGCAACCUCCAAAAGAAAACGAGGGACGCGAAAGUCAAAAGAAGGAAUUAUUCGGAUUCAGAAGGCUCAAUGAACAUGGCUUUCCCAGUAAACCGUCAGCUGUUGCAUUUGAUCCAAAGUUGAAACUUCUUGCCAUAGGCACCAAAAGUGGAGCAAUAAGGAUAUUUGGAGCACCAGGUGUGGAAUGGACUGGUCAACACAAGGAGGAUGUACAGGUGGCGCAGCUCUACUUCCUGCCAGAACAGGGUCGCCUGAUUUCACUGUGCUCAGACAAUAGCCUUCACCUGUGGGAGAUCAACAAUGACAAGUCUGACACAAACUCCACGCUGGAUGAGGUGCACAGCCUCUCCAUUGAGAACAAUAAGAUGAAGACAGUGUCUGCCUGCUGUCUUACAACCAACCAUGAGCAGCUGUUGCUAGGGACAGAGGGUGGCAACAUUCUCAUUCUCGAUGUGAAGUCUUUCUCCUUGCUGGAUCAGAUCAUCUAUCAGGAUGUGGUUAUGCAAAAUGUACCUGAUGACUUUAAAGUAAACCCAGGUGCAGUGGAGUCCAUAGCAGUCCACCACAAAGAUCCUGAUAAGUUUCUGAUUGGGUACAACCGAGGUCUGAUUGUGCUGUGGGACAUCAAGGCCAGUAACUCUGAGCAGACCUACAACUCCACGCAGGUAAACAGACCAACCCAACUGGAGUCGCUGUGCUGGGCCAGGAAUGGCGAGGAGUUUAUGAGCUCCCACGCUGACGGCAGCUACAUGACUUGGACAGUGGCUGACUCCUCCAAUCCCAAGGAACCCUCCCUCACACCCUAUGGUCCAUUUCCAUGCAAAGCUAUUGGAAAGGUUGAGUGGAGAACUGCAAAGGCUGAUCCAUUCAUAAUAUUUUCUGGCGGUAUGCCUCGUGCCAGCUAUGGAGACAAGCACACUGUUAGCAUCAUGCAGGGAGAGAACCAUGUGGUCUUGGACUUCACCUCCAAAGUCAUCGACUUCUUCACAAUCACGCGGGCUGAUGAACAGGACACUUUAGAAGAGCGUGCUGAGAACGAUGAGCCGCAUACGCUGAUAGUGCUGGCGGAGGAGGAGCUGGUAGCCAUUGACCUUGACAUGGACAAGUGGCCCAGUUUCCCGCUCCCCUAUCUGAACAGUCUCCACUCCUCAGCCAUCACCUGCUCUCAACACAUCAGCAAUGUCCCUGAGCAGCUCUGGACCAAGAUUGUUGACAUUGGCAACAGUCAGCUGGCUGGCUAUUCUAAGAGGGCUUGGCCCAUCACUGGAGGUACAUCUGAGAAUGUUAAUGGCUUUACCAGAGAUCUCCUUUUGACUGGACAUGAGGACGGCUCAGUGCGGUUCUGGGAUGUAUCAGGCUCAUGUCUGAGUUUCCUGUACAAGCUGAGCACGUCCAGUAUCUUCCAAGUGGAGGUCCACUCCCCUGACACCAAUGGGGAGAUGGAGGAGGAAUGGCCACCUUUCAGAAAGGUGGGCACGUUUGACCCGUAUAGUGAUGACCCACGCCUGGGUAUCCAGAAGAUAGCGAUGUGCCCGCUCAGUGAGACCCUGGUGGUGGCAGGUACAGCAGGCCAGGUGGUUGUGCUGCAGAUGGAACGGGAGGAGAGGCAACAGGAGGUGAAGCAAGUUCAAGUGAACAUUGUCGGUGACCGUGACAACUUUGUCUGGAAGGGUCACGAGGCAAUGCCCUCACGGGAAGGGGAUGUAAAAUACGCAGCAGGUUUCCAGCCUACGUGCAUCAUGCAGCUAUAUCCCCCGGCCGCAUGUACAGCCCUCUCAUUCCACUCGGAGUGGCAAUUGGUGAGUGCCGGCACAGCCCAUGGGUUUGGACUCAUUGAUUAUGUGCAGAAGAAGGAGGUCAUAAGCAAAUGCACCCUUAACCCACAUGACCUUACAGGCACAUCUGAGACUCAGAUGUCUCGAAGGAAGUCCCUUAAGAAGUCACUUCGUGAAUCAUUUCGUCGACUAAGGAGGCGCAGGUCAGAGAGAAGGGCCAAGUCAAAGGAAGACACUAAGGCAGACAAGAAAAUUGAGGAGCCUCCGGGUACUCCCCAGCCAGGACCCUCCACCUCAGCAGGUAUUGAGGCUACACCCGGCACCCCAGAUACCAAACCAGUGGAGAGAAGUGUAGAAUUCAGGAACACAGAGGACUCAAUGGCCUCCAUGGUCCGCUGCCUGUACUUUGCAGAUACCUUCAUUGUUAAUAGUCAUACACACAAUCCAUCUCUGUGGGUUGGCACCAAUGGUGGACACGUAUUUGUUUACAACAUCACGCUCCCUAGUGCAGAGAAACGCAACGAGGAAACAGUGGCAUGUGUUCUUGCAAAGGAGAUCCGAUUACGGCAUGCUGCACCUGUGAUCUCUAUUGGAGUUGUAGAUGGCAAGAACCGUGUUCUGCCUGAUUCCCUGGAAGUACAACACGAGCGUGCCAAGGCUCCCGACAUGUCAUCUCACCAUCAUGUUAUCAUCUGCUCAGAGGAACAGUUGAAGAUCUUCACACUUCCCCAGUUGAAAGCCAGGUGGAAGUUUAAGCUUACAGCUGCUGAUGGUUCACGCAUCAGGAAGGUGGCGUUUGUCAACUUCCGUAGCCGUAGUGAUGACAACUACCUGGAGAACGAUGUGGCCUGCCUUAGCAACCUGGGAGAGCUCAGUGUGUAUUCCAUGGCAACACUGCGACAACAGAUGCAGGCAUCCGCAAUCAAGAGAGAGGAUAUCAAUGGGAUCACCUCAUUCCUGUUCACCAAGUUUGGCCAGGGUUUCUACUUGUUCUCAUCCUCUGAGUACCAGAGGGUGACACUGUCUGCCCGAUACCAGGGCGAGCCUAAGUGCACGCUGCAGCUGGCUGAGGGAAUGAGGCCUGAACGGCCAGUGGAGGAACAGAAUCAGGGUGAGGCUAUCACAGAAGGCUACAGCAAUAAUGACAUAGCGGAGGGUUUGAACGAUACCGCUAAUGACUCGCGUGCAGACACAACUAUGGAGAUCACUCAAGACAGUGUGGCAAUAAUUGCUCACAUGGGUGAUACGAGUGUAAUUAGCAACAUAUCCGAGACGCCUGUACAAGAAACCACACCAGCAACACCCUCUACCACUACUCAGCCGACAGCAGGAGGAGAUGGCCCAGCAGUAAACACAACAGAUGACACAAAAGGGGAGCAAACAACGGUCGAGACUGAAAAGAUAACGGUAAAGCUCGAAGAAGUGAAGAUCUUCAACAAGCAGGAUAGUGAUGACCCAGCGCUUGAGAAACAGAAAACCAUCACAGUAGAGCUUCACAAUGGCCAUGAGGAGGUCGCCGCUUGACCUUGACCUUUGUGGAUGACCUUAACCGUAUUUGUAAGGUCUUGAUUGGACCGAAGAAUGGACAUGCUUUAACUUAAGUCGUGCUGUUGGGCAUGUUCAGUUGUUUUGAAGUUGUGUAUUUUGUAAAUUUAUUGCUCUUGCAUUUUAACUUCAUUUCAUGUGUGCAUUUACUAAGGUGUUCUUAGUCAGCACUGAUUCCUCGUAAAUUUUAUAUGAACAUUUAAAAGUAAUGAUCAUUGCAAGCGUUAAACAAAAUAAUUGAUAAUCAAUGCAAUAAUCUUCAAUUUAAUUGUCAUAUUACAUAGGGUUUCCCUUAUGUUAAUUUUUGCUCUGAAUGAACAAAGUAUUAACACAACAACAAAACAAAUUCUUGAUUUUAGAACUUAAUUGUGUUCAUAAGGAGGAUGUAGGACCACUCAUUUUAACAUCUUACUGUUUCAUUGUAACAAAUAUCUUUCAGUUCCAAAUUUCAUGUUCUGCUAUAGCAUUAUCAACAUUUAAAGGCAUGCAUUCAGAGUUUUAAUCAUCAUAGUCAUUAUAGUCUCACUUUUCCAAUUUAUUUAUAUGUUGUCACGCAAAAGCCAGGUGGUAGUUGUAUAAUUAUGUGACUGCUGUACAAGUAAAUGCCAUCUUGUUGUUUUCUUCAGUGUUUAUUUUGCAUAAAGAAUAUUGAAAAUAUUCCAUUACUUUACUAUGUAUGUAGUUUGUAUUGGUGUAAACAUUGUUUUAAUAUUCCAUGUAUUUUUGAUACAUGAUUAACUUGUAUUACAUAUGAACAUGGUUUAAAUGCAAUACAAUGGUAAAUAUCGUAUUUACUAAAUCAUUAUUGGCCUAAUAUAUUAAUACUAUAACUUUGUAUUGAUGUGCUUUUAAAUUUAAUCUAUUAUACGAUGUAUAAAAGCGAUGUAAAAUUUUAAAUAUUUUAUUUCACUUGCUAGUUUUUCAGCAAUAGCCAUGAUUUUAUAAAAUAACAUUAUAUGUACACAUGUACUAUGUUUGAACAAUUCAGCAGUAGGAAAUAGCAUCAUCACUGUGCAGGAACGAUGACAUUUGGUGGACGAGUGGUUUGUUAUGUGCCUUCUUGAUGUGAUUUGUUAAUUUGUUAGUGAAAAUACCUGUAGAACAUUCAAUAAUAAGAUGUUAAGAAAUAUACACACAAGUGUUGUCUCUAGAACGUUCAGAAUGCAUAAACCUUCCAUUAUGAUAAAUAAUUUUUGACACAAAACCUUUUGUAAAGAUAGCAGAUGUAUUGCAUUUGUCAACAUAUGCAGUGUUUUUGUUUUUUUUUGUUAACGGCUUGGCUUUAUUUGUUUUUGCAGUAAUUUGGUCUAUAUGUAUUAAGCUUUGGUAUUGGUCUUAUUCGUUGUUGAUAAUUUCUCGUAUUUUAGAAUAUGUACAUGGGCAAUAUGAAUUUAAUUUGUUUAUGUUUGUACAUGGUAAAAUUGAUCGAAAGAUGCGUUUUCUGCAAUGAAUCUGCAAUGAAAAAUUUAACUUAUUCAUCAUGGCAAUCUUUAACAUUAUUUUGAGCAGGUAUGUUAGUGGUGGAAGUAUUGAAAUAAACUCGCUGUUCAAGCUU
This is a messenger RNA of Dreissena polymorpha, 5065 nucleotides long. Its product is annotated as lethal(2) giant larvae protein homolog 1-like. NCBI's taxonomy places the organism in Eukaryota, Metazoa, Mollusca, Bivalvia, Myida, Dreissenidae. Gene Ontology annotation, molecular function: myosin II binding; syntaxin binding; GTPase activator activity. Gene Ontology annotation, biological process: regulation of protein secretion; regulation of Notch signaling pathway; cortical actin cytoskeleton organization. The transcript is spliced from 26 exons. Gene Ontology annotation, cellular component: cortical actin cytoskeleton; cytoplasm; plasma membrane. The record is from RefSeq and is a predicted model, not a curated record. Bases 172 to 3489 code for a protein of 1105 amino acids.